Messenger RNA from Oldenlandia corymbosa var. corymbosa, 1191 nucleotides. The record is from the annotation of a GenBank genome assembly. Lineage: Eukaryota; Viridiplantae; Streptophyta; Magnoliopsida; Gentianales; Rubiaceae.
AUGGUGCUCGAGGCAACGAUGAUCUGCAUCGACAAUUCCGAAUGGAUGCGGAACGGAGAUUAUUCUCCUUCUAGGUUUCAGGCUCAAGCCGACGCCGUUAAUCUUAUUUGCGGUGCUAAAACCCAGUCUAAUCCCGAGAACACAGUGGGAGUAUUGACGAUGGCUGGCAAAGGGGUUAGAGUGUUGGUCACUCCUACCAGCGAUCUCGGAAAGAUCUUGGCUUGCAUGCACGGUCUAGAAAUCGGCGGUGAGAUGAAUUUGGCAGCUGGAAUUCAAGUGGCACAAUUGGCUCUAAAGCAUCGCCAAAACAAGAAGCAGCAUCAAAGGAUUAUUGUAUUUGCUGGGAGCCCUGUUAAUUAUGAUAAAAAGGUUUUGGAGAUGAUCGGGAGGAAACUGAAGAAAAACAGUGUUGCGCUUGAUGUUGUCAACUUUGGUGAAGAAGAUGAGGGAAAGAACGAGAAGCUUGCAGCUUUAGUAGCUGCAGUGAACAACAAUGAUACUAGCCAUAUUGUUAACGUUCCUCCUGGUCCUGUUCUUUCUGAUGUGCUUAUUAGCUCUCCCAUCUUUCUCAGUGAUGGGGAGGGUGGAAGUGGCUAUGCUGCUGCUGCGGUAGCUCAAUCAGUGGGUGGAGGUGGUUUUGAAUUCGGUGUGGAUCCUAAUUUGGAUCCCGAACUUGCUCUCGCUCUCCGAAUUUCAAUGGAAGAGGAGAGGGCCAGACAAGAAGCUACUGCAAAGAAGGCUGCAGAAGAGGCUGCGAAACAAGGAAAAGGAGAAUCCACUUCACAAGAUGUAGAUAUGACUGACAAGGCUGGAACUUCUGAAAAUGAAAAUAAGGCAACUGAUCUGACGGAUGAUGAAAAUGCCUUGUUGCAGCAAGCACUAGCUAUGUCAAUGGAUGAUUCUUCCUCUAAUGUCACUACUCGAGACACCGAUAUGUCAGAAGCAGCUGCAGAUGAUCAAGAUUUGGCUCUAGCUCUCCAGUUAUCUGUCAAUGACAGCAUGAAAGAUGAGUCACCUUCGGGAGAUAUGAGCAAGUUAUUGGCGGACCAGUCAUUUGUAUCUUCCAUCCUUGCUUCUCUUCCAGGAGUUGAUCCAAAUGAUCCAUCCGUCAAAGAUUUGCUUGCUUCCAUGCAAAGUCAAUCUGAGAAAAAGCCAGAGGACAAGGCACCAGAAGAAGAGGAUAAGAAAUGA